Molecule: messenger RNA, 873 nt
Organism: Fusarium oxysporum Fo47
Lineage: Eukaryota; Fungi; Ascomycota; Sordariomycetes; Hypocreales; Nectriaceae
Product: ClpP/crotonase-like domain-containing protein
Exons: 3
Coding region: 1-873 (290 amino acids)
Source: RefSeq, a predicted model, not a curated record
AUGUUUCCCCUUCGUCCUUUGAGCUUGGCCAUAGCCAUUUCCAUGGCUUCAUCUGCCCUUUCGUUAGAUCUUCCCCAAUAUACGGGUCUAAAAUCCGCCCAGAACGACAGUAUUCUCACCGUCACGCUCCACAAUCCGUCUUCGCCUGUCAAUCUUUGGAACGAGGAUACUCAAAAUGACCUGACUGACUUGGUCUCUCGACUCCAAUAUGAUAAUGAGACCAAGGUUGUCAUCUUCAAUAGCGACGUGCCGAGGCUGUCGCAAGUCACCAUCGGCGUAGUCGAGGGCCGAGCACGAGGCGCUGGAAAUGAGUUCCUCGUUGCCUUGGACAUGCGAUUCGCCACCAAGCUAGACACCGCAUUUGGUCAACCUGAGGUCGGCAGCGGCUUGUUUCCCGGAGGAGGAGGUAGUCAGUUUCUUACGAACUUGAUUGGUAGAGGACGGGCUAUGGAAUACAUCCUUAGCUCCAAUGACAUCGAUGCAGUCGACGCUGCCGAGAUUGGUUGGAUCAAUAAGGCCUUUGACACGUCACGCGAGCUGUACGACUAUGUCGAUAAGCUCGCGCAGAGACUGGCCUUGUUCCCCCUAUCAGCUCUUGCUGGUGCUAAAAGGACUGUUCACCGAGCAUCGCCAUCGCUUGAACAUGUUAUUGCAGAUGCGAGGGAUUUCUUCAAGCAACAACAGGAUCCUUUGAGCGCUCUGCUGCGUUGUCUCGGAACGCGUCUGUUGUGGAUCUGGAGCUCAAUCUCCCCGAUGUCCUCCCUCUUCUGUAUGCCUAAAGUUGAGGGUCAUUCCGGUAGGUCAAAUUGGAGUUAUAGGUGUGCAUUGCACUAUCUAUAUUUUGUCUCGACCCAGUUAGAAUUUAUUGCUUGA